UCUUCAUUUAUAGAAAGAAAACAAACAUUCAGUUAUGAACAGAAGUGACCCAAAUUUACCCACAUCAAAAAGCGACGAAGACGAUAAACCUGUAACAAACCUCAACUGCUCUGGAAGCUCCUUAAAUUCAAAUCUCUCAGCAAGAAAUUUGGAAUAUCCAUGCACUCCUAUGGAUAUAGUUCAUCGAGGUCAUUCGGGAACCCCAUUGGACUUUAUUACAAACUUCAGUCCUUGUGCUGGAAUUCUUUCAUCAUAUGUGUUAUCACCAACUUUCUUUCACUACAAUGACUCAGACCUGGAAGCAGAAAUAGACCAACCGAAGUGGCAGGAAAAUGUUGGCAUGGAGGAGUUGCGUCUUAUGGAACCAAAGGAAAAGAAACGACAGGAUGUGAUAAAUGAACUGUUCCAUACUGAACAAACUCAUGUUCGAAACCUCAAGGUGCUCGACAGGUUGUUCUUUCGACCUCUAAUGCAAGAACAGCUACUUCCUAUAGAUCUGCUUCAACUCUUAUUUCCCAACCUGGAAGAAAUGUUGGAAAUACAUACUGGCUUCAACAAAUUGAUGAAAACUCGGCAUCAAGAAGAGCCAGUAAUUGGUGAUAUUGGAGAAAUGGUGUUACAAAUGUUUGAUGGCUCUUCCGGAGAAAGACUAAAGAAAGCAGCUUCUAUGUUUUGUAGUAAGCAAUCGAUAGCUUUAGAAAGGUUAAAGGUGAAGCAACAUAAGGAAGAAAAACUGGCCCAGUUUCUGGCUCUGGUAUAUGUGGAUGCCACUGACUAUUGCAUUCAUUGUAUACAAGAUGCCCAACCUUACUACCACUUGGGUACUGUUAUUGCAGGUCUAUUUCAAAUACAAAUGUACUUACUUACAGCCAACACGGAGGAAUACUCCAAUCUUCUUCGAGCCGUAGACUGCACGAAACAGAUUCUUGCACAUGUGAAUCAAGCAGUAAAAGAGGCUGAAAACUAUCACAAGCUUUGUGAGCUCCAACAUAAAAUGGAUCAAACUGCCUUUGAAAAAGUGGAUUCUUUCAUGACUCAAAACUACAAAUAUCUUGAUCUUACCAAGCACAAGUUAGUUCAUGAAGGACUCCUGACUUGGCGCUUGUCGAAAAGGUCACUGGAUAUCCAUGUUGUUCUAUUUGAAGAUAUAUUGGUACUGCUCCAAAGACAAGAUGACAAACUGUUGCUGAAAUAUCACAAUUCUCACUUGACGUCGGACACUAAAGUAAUCCAUAGUCCCAUACUGAGAGUGCAGAAUCUUUUCACUAGAAAUGUUGCUACAGGUGAGGGAUCAAUCUUUACUUUUAUUUAA
Messenger RNA from Limulus polyphemus (Atlantic horseshoe crab), 1312 nucleotides. RefSeq names its product rho guanine nucleotide exchange factor 11-like. The record is from RefSeq and is a predicted model, not a curated record. The transcript has 8 exons. Bases 35 to 1312 code for a protein of 425 amino acids. NCBI's taxonomy places the organism in Eukaryota, Metazoa, Arthropoda, Merostomata, Xiphosura, Limulidae. Gene Ontology annotation, cellular component: cytoplasm. Gene Ontology annotation, biological process: G protein-coupled receptor signaling pathway. Gene Ontology annotation, molecular function: guanyl-nucleotide exchange factor activity; G protein-coupled receptor binding.